GGUUUCAAAACGUGGUUACGCGACUAGGGGGGACAUCUGCGUUUGGCCCUCUGAAGAUCUGCGUUUCGUCGUGUAUCACACAACUACGGUGAAUAUCUGCGUUUAUCCACCUUAUGGUCUGCGUUCCGUUAAUCAUCGUGAAAAAUAUCCUGAUGUUCAGAUGUUUUGGAAUGACAUAGAGGCAUCUGUCGCCAAUUCGAGUCUACAAUUAGAUAAGGUAAAUACGGCUCGAACAGUAAUGCAUGGCACCGAGAGGUUGAUCAAAACCGCCUUCAACGAAGUUGAUAGCACACUGAAAACCAAUGUUUCUAAUAAUGGACCGAAUGAAAGAAAACGACCAGUCGAAGAGCCCUCUCCUGUUACUACACCUCCUAACCUUCGCAAUCACUCUCCCCCUCCUUUUAACAGCAUGAAUAAUUCUUUCAACGGAGAAUCAACCGAAAUUGAGAAAGAGUCAAUUGAAGCCUCUCCAGAAUUAAAUGUCCAUGAAUCCGAUAUAGAGAUUACGCAUGAAGAUUACAAUGAAAAUCCUUUCGAUGUAGGAGAUGGAUCAAGAAAUCAUAAGUGGGUUGUAGAUGGUCACAACAUUUCUCUUGAUUUCCGUAAAUUUCAAUUAGCAUCAAUAAAUCUUUUAGAGACUAAUCCAACCUUUUUAUACGUAAAAGAUAUGGAUCGGAUUCUUCAAGCCGGAAUUUGUAACAUGUUCCGGAAUAAAAUUCGUCCAAGACUCCUAGUGCCAAAGAUGUUGCCAUCUGUCGUACAUUUAAUAAUAAUUGAAUAUAAUAUGCUUUUAAACGACAAACAGUUAUUGGACACAAAGUGGCAUGAGAAUUGGGCCAAAUGGAGUACACUGUCAACAGACGAGGAUAAAUCCAUCUUCGAUUGUGCGCAGGAAGUCACGAAAAAUUUUUUUACGUAUCUGACUUCAGUGAGUUUCGAUGAGGAUAAGAAACUGGACGAAGAUACCUUCGUUCACCGAUAUUGUCAUAGACUUCUUGAAGAAAUUUUUAGUAAAGAUGAUUUUACAUUGAUCUGGGCAAAUGGUGAGUCUGAAAGUUCGAAAGAAAGACGAAUACUAGACGGAAAGAAUCACGGAAGAAAACCGGACUUUCGUAUACUCUCAAAGAUAGAUGAUGUAAAUACGGAAUUUUUAUUCGGCGAAAUUAAACCUCCAAACAAUUCAACUUCCAUAAACAAAAGUAUAGUAAAGUUGGCGGAAUUCACGAAAGGUUCUUUAGAUCUUAUUAUUUAUAGUUAUGGUUACGUUGACGGUCUGGAAACAUUUGGAGUAUUGAUUCAUGGAAGCGAAAUAAAGAUAUUUAGUAUGGACUUAGCUUUUGACGGUUUAUACCGUUUCAAUCAAUUAUCAAAAAUCUUGUUACCAACGGAAAAUGCGAAUUUUCUAAAUAUCAUUACCGUAAUAUCUACUUUUUAUUCCUUAUUGGAAAGGAUAAGAUCUACAAUUGUUACUAUGAAUUCAUCUCAACCAUCAUCCUCCGGUCACUUGUAUUGUCGAAAGUCGAAUUCGUCACCUAAAAAAAUACGUAUACCGAUAGUUAGAGCUUAG
This is a messenger RNA of Dentiscutata erythropus, 1567 nucleotides long. NCBI's taxonomy places the organism in Eukaryota, Fungi, Glomeromycota, Glomeromycetes, Diversisporales, Gigasporaceae. The record is from the annotation of a GenBank genome assembly.